UCGUAGACACCACCACCGCCAACACCAACACCAACACCAACACCUCCCGUCUCCCCCUUCUCUCCGUACUCCUCCUCGCGCCGCGGCCGGCACCGCCUCCCGCCGGCGAUGGACGCGUACCACCGCUACCCCAGGCCGCCGCAGCCGCCGCCGUCGACGGCGGAUCCCUACCACCAGUACCAACAGCAGCAGCAGCCGCCGCCGCCGCCGCCGCCGCCGCAGCAUCAUCAUCAUCAGGGGCCGUGGUACUCCAAUCAAUUCCACUACCAGUCCCCGUCGCCUCCGCCGCCGCCGCCGCCUCCGCAGUCGCAGCAGUGGGCUCAACCGCCGCCCCCGCCUCCUCCGGGAUCGGGGCCCUACCCCCCUCUCCACGGCCAGUUCCCUCCUCGGCCUCACCUCCCCCCGCCUCCUCCCAUUCCUCCUCCUCCUCCUCAUUCGGCGUACCCUAAUUCGUAUCCUCCGCAGGAAUGGAGCAAUCCGAACUGGGCUUACCAGCAAAAUUGGAACCAUCCAGCAGCACACAGCAAUACUGAAGAUUGGGCUGCCAGGGCUAAAGCUUGGGCAGAUGCCAAAGCUGCUACAGAAAACCAGCAUUCUCAGUUGCAAUAUGCACCACCAGGCAGGAUGGAUGAGCAGGGCCAUUAUCACAUCCCAUAUCCAUCUGCACUGGACUCUCACUAUACGGAAAAUCAUCAGCAGCCUCUAUCUGGACAUGGCCAUCAGCAACAUUCUCUUUCAAACACACCCCCACGAGGGCAACCAUUGUAUGCACAGGAGAUUACACCUGUCAGUUCUGGGCCAUCAGCUUACCUUCCGGAUGGAAGUUCACCAUUCCCGGCUAGAGAUGGAGGAGUAACUGGACAUGCAAACUCAGUGCUUCGCCAACAAGAUUCUUUGCCGACCAACGUAUCUGUUCAUCAGCAGGAGGUACCUUCUAGUUAUUCUUCUGUUUCAGGUCAAGAAGACAGGGCAGAUCAAAGGGAGAAGUCAUCGCAUUGGCAUGUUUCUACUGGUCAGGAAAAUAUGCACCAUCUGCAACCAUCAAGGCCUGCUAUUGCUGGAUCAGUUACAUCUGGACAGCCCUUUCCAUAUGGCAAUCAACUGGCUGAGCCUGUGACUGAUCUUGCUGAUCAGCCAUUGCAGUUUACUCCCAGAUUCACUCGGGAGCAAGAUUCACUUCAGCAGCCUGGUUAUGCUCAUCACCUUAAUCCUGCAGCUUCAGCUUCUGUGAAUAAUUGGACCUCCUCCAUGGUUCCGGAUGCGGUUUAUCCUUCAGUUCCUUCAGUUAAUCCACCUGGGCCUCAGCUUGAUCCUUCCGUACCAUCUCCUUUAUCUGGACAUGGAGCAACACCAUUUGCAAGAUUUUCUGGAACAAGCUUUCAGCCUACAGUUCCAUCUCCUGGUGGCCCUUUCAGUCUGGGUGCCGGAACAGCAUUACCUCCUGCUGCAGCCUUCGCUGGCGAUGCUUAUGGCAUUUCUAAUAUAUCUGAGCGUCCCAAAAAGGCUCCAGUGCCUAAUUGGCUUAGAGAGGAGAUAAUUAAGACAAAAGCUGCUAUUCCAAGCACAUCUCUGGGGCAUUCUAAAGUUGAAUCUCAAUCCAUAGAGGAUGAAGAAGCAGAUAAGUCAUUCCAAAAGGGUGACCAAGGAGAAGACAAAAGCAUUGACACGUCCAGGUCAACUGAAGAAGAUGAUGAUGAUGAGGACUAUGCAGAAGCUGCCAGAACAGCGGCCGUCAACCAAGAAAUCAAACGCGUUCUAACUGAAGUUCUUUUGAAGGUAACUGAUGAGCUUUUCGAUGAAAUAGCGACAAAUGUACUUAAUGAAGAUGAUCCGGCAACUGAUGACCAUAGGGUCUCACCAUCUUCCCGUUCCAGCCCUAUUCCAAAAACACCUGCAAAGCUUUCAGCUUCACUUGACACUAAGGAAUCAGAGACUGAAGAUGUCAGUGAAAAGUCUAGUUCCAGCUCCCCAGGGAAUAUCUUGGGUCUGGUAAGCUAUGCCUCUGAUGAUGACGACGAAGUUGGGGACAAAAAAGCGCAAAACUCCAGUGCACCGACUCAUGCCAAAGGUGUUGCACCGAUGAUCUCAGGUGAUGAAAGGGAUCAAAAUGGUUUAAAUAAGGCCCUUGAGAAUGGCAGGCUACCAAUUACAAUUGAAGACAGUGGUAGGGUUCAGGCUGAAAUGGAGAGUGACUCACUCUCCACCAAAGUCAAUGCUUUCAAAAGGAAAGAUAGUCCUGAUGGUAUUGGCUCAAGUGUCAGUGAGGUAGAUGCGAUGGCACAGUUAGCUUCUGGCAGCGCAGUUGACCGGAUGGGUUUUAAUCGUAACAGGGUGUAUGAAGACGUCAAUACUUCUGGGUCAAUGGUUGCCAAAAAAGAUGAUGUCUCAAUGAAGUCAAAACAUCGUAGUGAGAAUGUUAUGUCAAAACUUAAGCCAGAUAAUUCUCAAGAUAAAGAGUCCAGAUUCAGAUCAAGUGGAGGUGGUUCAGAUGGUAAAGUUAAAGUGGAUAUGAAGAUGGAUGAGAAUCAGAGAAAGGAUGAAAGGGAUCUAAGGAAGGAAAGGACAGAAAGGUUGGAUUCCAAAGAGAUGCAGGAGCAACAUAAAUCUGAGGAUAGAGUGAAGGAAUCCCAUUCAAGGAGCAGAACGAAUGAUGUUGAUGGCAGGGACGAUAGAAAGGAGGCAGAGCGAUCCCAUAGAUCUAGUGCUAAAGAAGGUGAUAAACGAAAUGAAAGGUCAAAGCAUAAGGAGGAUGACAGGUUGGGGAAUGAGCAUUCAAAUGAUUCAAGAAGGCAUAAGAGAAGACGUUCCUCUUCAGCUGGUAGUAGAGGUAGAAACAGUAAGGAAAAUUCACAUGCAAAAAGUUCAAGUGAUGAAGUCUCUGACGAUUCUAGAAGGAAGUCACGCUCCCGGAAACGAAACCUCUCACCUUCUCCUGUUAGGUCAAGAAGAAGACCAUCGAGGUCCCCACAUAGCAAGCAUUCUCAGCACAGGCAUUCUCCCUACUCUUCUCUUGGGAAUAAUAGGGGAAGGAGAAGGUCAAGGUCUAAAUCACCUAUCAGAAGGCCAAGAUGACGAGAAGAUUGAUUUUAAGUUUGAAACGAGUGCUCUAGUCAUGGUGGUUGCUGAUGAUUCCGUUACCCUCUUACUAUGCCUGAGCAUCAUCAUGUUCUAUUCAGAGGGGGUCUUAAUACAUCAUGGGCGGGGGAAAAAGGAAAGGCAUGGAUUUUACAGUAAUCAAAGGAGUGCCUAAUUGCCUGCGAGAUGAUCCAUCUCAUCUGUCAUCUCCUAGCAAAUCUAUAGUUAUCUUCCCAUCUGUAAUCUACAGUCAAGAUGAGAGAAAUUAGAAUCCUCAUUCGCGUAGAUGUUUUGACUAUUGUUGCUUGUCUGCUAUGAUCUUUUGAUUUGCUCGCUCCUUCAUCAAAGUUGAUGGUGUUUGUAUUGCGCUUUUAAUGAUGAUAGAAUGGAAAUGAUACCAGAGAUCUAGUGGAAGCUGGUGUCUGGCGGUACCGGUUGUCCCAUGAAAAAUUUAAUUUCUUGAA
Eucalyptus grandis is the source of this 3539-nucleotide messenger RNA. RefSeq lists its product as uncharacterized. The transcript has 12 exons. Bases 109 to 3072 code for a protein of 987 amino acids. Lineage: Eukaryota; Viridiplantae; Streptophyta; Magnoliopsida; Myrtales; Myrtaceae. The record is from RefSeq and is a predicted model, not a curated record.